This is a messenger RNA of Vitis riparia (riverbank grape), 1847 nucleotides long. Its product is annotated as putative F-box protein At1g49610. The coding region runs from base 59 to 1597 and encodes 512 amino acids. Lineage: Eukaryota; Viridiplantae; Streptophyta; Magnoliopsida; Vitales; Vitaceae. Gene Ontology annotation, molecular function: protein binding. The record is from RefSeq and is a predicted model, not a curated record. The transcript has 3 exons.
CUUUUUAUGCUGAGAAAACACUGUGUAAGCAGGGAACCAACCGGGACCGGCCCCCACCAUGGAUGAUACCAGCCACGGCCGGAACACCGUCGUCGGCGCUUCCUGCCUGGCCAGCACUGAUGUUGAGCGAUCAAGAAAAAACCCCAGAGAAAGCAGAGUAGAUCGAAUCAGCGAGUUGCCAGACUUGGUCCUCGUCCACAUUCUCUCGUUUCUGCCGAUGGACUCCGCCAUCCGAACCGGAGUCUUAUCAAAAAGGUUUGCGUACAAAUGGGCUUCAACCCCAAACCUCGUCUUCGAUCAGGACUCAGAGUGGGAGAUCGACGAUUUCAUCACUUUCGUCAACAGAGCCCUUCUUCUCCACGACCCCAAUUGCAAGGUUCAGAAAUUUACCAUCUACAUGGACUGUAUGGACCAAGUUAUUGAAAAUAGCUUACAAGAAGAUUGUGUUACAUUGUGGCUUCGUUUUGCGACGAGGAAGGGCGUGGAAGAGCUAAAUUUAGGGUUCAAUGAUGAUGAGGAUCCCCUCCAUCUGUGGGAGUCUAGAUAUGAUUCUUAUCGUUACUUGUUGCCUCAGUUCAUAUUUCGUCAUUCUUCCUUCAGGAAAUUGGCUACGAGGUUUUGCAAUUUCGUGACUUAUGGGGUGGUUUCGUGGGCUUGGCUCAAGAGUUUAUCAAUUGGGUAUGCUGAGUUGAAUGAGGAAACGAUUCGGAACAUUUUGAUGGGCAGUCCGGCUCUGGAGUGCUUGGAAUUCCACCGAUGUCACGGCUUUGCUCGGAUUAAUAUUUGUUCUGAGAGUCUGAAGAAACUGUCCAUCCUCGAACCUUGGGCUCCUAAUGAUGCAGAAGGCGAAACUGUGUUGGAAGUCUCGGCUCCUAAUAUCCGGUCACUUGAACUUUCAGGCAAUUGGGAAAAAAUGUGUCGGUUACUGGACAUGUCGUCUUUGGUUAAUGCUAAGCUUGAUAUUCAGAUGAUGCAUCAGGAUAGAAAUUUUCAGUAUUUCAGUGAGGACUACAGUAACAUGCUGAGAGAGAUUCUUAAACAACUUAGUCAUGUUGAAAACCUUACUGUAGGGACUUGGUGCCUUGAGGUUUUGUCAGUAUCGGAAAUGAAAUCUAUGCCUUCUCCGUUGUCAAAGCACCGAUAUUUAAUCCUAAACACUUUGCCCAAAAAAUGGGACCUCCCUGGGAUUGCAAGCCUGCUAAAAAGUUCACCUGAUUUGGAGAAAUUGCAUAUAGACGUGAACCCCCUAAACGUAUUAAAGUUUUGGGAGCAUCAAGUCUUUAACAACUAUUACAAAUAUGGAGACGAUCAUGGAGAGAGCUUCUGGGAAUCAGAAGAAAAGAGUUUCAAGUGUUUGCUGCAGAAUCUCAAGAUUAUCAAGAUCGUUGGCUUCGACCCUGGCCAUUGUGACAUUCAAUUUGCAAUUGCAUUUAUAGAGUUUCUGCUUAAGAACGCACAGGUGCUUGAGAAGAUGGUUAUCAAUGUGCGCAAGGUUAAAAGGCAGACGUCCUAUGCUGCACAGGAACUCCCAGUGGUUCAAAAAUUGUUAAGCUUCACAAGAGCGUCUCCACGAGCAGCAGUUUUGUUCUCCAAGUGAGACUGAGAAUAGUUCAGGCCUUGUAGGUAAGUCACAAUAGUUUUACUUUGUUUUUUGUUUUGUUUUGUUUGGGUUAGUCAACAAAAUUUCUAUGUUAUAUGAUGUAAUUUAUGUCCAGAGUAGUAAUCCCAUGAAAGGAACUUGUUUUCUCUUGAAAAUGGUGUAAAGUUGAAGUUGAAAAGAUGCUGCACAAACCAUUUGUGAGAAGAUUGGAGCGAUUAUGUUGGGUAAAAAUUUUGAGCAUUUGUUA